Molecule: messenger RNA, 1671 nt
Organism: Pestalotiopsis fici W106-1
Lineage: Eukaryota; Fungi; Ascomycota; Sordariomycetes; Amphisphaeriales; Sporocadaceae
Exons: 3
Coding region: 1-1671 (556 amino acids)
Biological process (GO): carbohydrate transport; transmembrane transport
Cellular component (GO): membrane
Molecular function (GO): carbohydrate:proton symporter activity
Source: RefSeq, a predicted model, not a curated record
AUGGCACCCCCCAAGUUCAUGGGCCUCAGUGGCCGGCCACUCUCGCUGGCUGUGUCUACUGUCGCCACUACUGGUUUCUUGCUCUUCGGAUACGAUCAAGGUGUCAUGAGUGGUAUCAUUAGUGCCAAGCCCUUCAACGACCUGUUCGAAGCUACCCGAGACAACUCGACCAUGCAAGGUACUGUCACUGCCAUCUACGAGAUUGGUUGUCUGUUCGGCGCCAUGUUCAUGUUGAGCUGCGGUGAUCUGCUCGGUCGACGAAAGGGUAUCAUCCUGGGUGCCAUUAUCAUGAUUCUCGGUGUCAUUAUCCAAGUCACUUCGGAAGCUGGCGCAACUCCUCUGGCGCAAUUCAUUGUCGGCCGAGUCGUUACUGGUGUGGGCAACGGAAUCAACACUGCAACAAUCCCGACAUACCAGGCCGAAUGUAGUAAGACGACCAACAGAGGUCUGCUCAUUUGCAUCGAAGGUGGUGUCAUUGCCUUUGGUACUCUGAUUGCGUACUGGAUCGACUACGGUGCCUCGUUUGGCAACGCCGACCUGUCGUGGCGAUUCCCCAUUGCCUUCCAGAUCGUCUUUGGUCUCAUUGUCAUGACCAUGUUCUUCCUCCCCGAGUCGCCUAGAUGGCUUCUGACCCACGAGCGCUACGAGGACGCCGAGAAGGUCAUUGCUGCCCUCCGUGGCUACGAGCAGGACAGCCAGGAGACUGCAUGGGAGCGUGAUAUCAUUCUCGACUCGAUCCGCGCUUCUGGUGUUGCUGGUGCCAAGAGCACACCCUACAGCGCCCUGUUCACCAACGGCAAGACUCAGCACUUCCGUCGUAUGAUGCUCGGUGCCAGUUCUCAACUUAUGCAGCAGAUUGGUGGUUGCAAUGCAGUUAUCUACUACUUCCCUAUCCUGUUUGAGAACUCCAUUACUCCUGGCGACCACAACAUGGCUUUGCUGAUGGGUGGCGUCAACAUGAUUGUGUACUCCAUCUUUGCCACGGCCUCUUGGUUCCUGAUUGAGCGAGUUGGUCGACGAAAGCUCUUCCUCUACGGUACCAUCGGCCAAUGUCUUUCCAUGGUCAUUACCUUUUCCUGCCUGAUCUCUGGUACAUCCAACUCGGCCAAGGGUGCCGCCGUCGGUCUGUUCACCUACAUUGCCUCUUUCGGCGCCACCUGGCUGCCCCUGCCCUGGCUGUACCCUGCCGAGGUCAACCCCAUCAAGACCCGUGCCAAGGCCAACGCCGUGUCUACCUGCACCAACUGGCUCUUCAACUUUCUCAUUGUUAUGGUGACCCCCAUUAUGAUUACCAACAUUGGCUGGGGUACUUAUCUGUUCUUUGCCGCCAUCAACGCCUGCUUCUUGCCCGUCAUCUACUUCUUCUACCCCGAGACCGCCGGCCGCUCUCUGGAGGAGAUUGACAUCAUCUUUGCCAAGGGCUUUGUCGAGAACAUUUCCUACGUCAAGGCCGCCAAGGAGCUGCCCUUCCUGAACCAGGAGGAGGUCGAGCGCGAGGCCAUCAAGUACGGACUGAUUGAGACGGCCGCGCACGGUGGUGGUCUCAAGACUGUCGGCGGCGGCAGCGUGCACAAUGCUCCCAGCGACAAGGACGAUGAGAGCAGCAGCCCUGGCGCCGGUGGUGUCCUCGAGGCUGGCCCGGACAGCACCAACGAAAAGGCUGGCCACUAA